GUCCACCACCGCCCGCUGCCCACCGCUAGCCGACCAUGUCCGACGCCGACUCUGCGCUCAAGAUCGCCGCGACGUUCCUGCUCCAGUCCCCGCCGGGCGAGCUCGCCGACGUCUACGCCGACCUCGUCCCGCUCGUCGCGCCCCUCCUCGGCGCCGGCGCCGGCGGGCCCUCGGGCGAGGCGCAGCUCGAGGACGCGCUGCGCCCUGCGCUGGCCCAGUACGCGCGCGAGCAGCUCACGGUCGUUGAGCUCGAGGGGGUGGGAGCGGGCGGAAAGGGCAAGACGCUGCUGAGCGAGGCGAGCCGGGUCGAGGGCGAGGGCGAGGGCGAGGGCGAGGGCGAAAGGCAUGUCGCGCCGGGAUUGGGGAGCUCGUUCGAGUGGGACGCGGUCAAGGAGACGGCCACCUCGCUCUCGCCGCUCUCGCCCACGCCCGACGCCGAGACCGAGUCGCUCCGCGCCGCGCUCGACACGCUCCUCGGGCGGUACACGGCCAACCACUACGCCGAGGGCGUCAGCGCCGUCUUUGCCCUCGACGACCCGGCGUACCCUGCCCCUCCCGCUCCCGCUCCUCCUCCUCCCUCCUCCUCGACCGCUCCUCCGCCUCCUCCUCCCGCCACCGACACCGACACCGACGCCGCACCCGCGACCUCCGACGACGAGGGCCAAACGGCGGCUGCCGACGCAGCCGAGACGGCCGACGCAGCCGAGACGGCCGACGCGGCCGCCGCGGCGCUCCCCGACGAGGGCGUCGAGACGGCCAACGGCGAGCCGGCGCCGCCUGCUCCGGACGAGGCGGCGCCCGAGGCGGCGGCCGAGGCGAGCGGCGAGGCCCCCAGCGCGGGCGAGGAGCAGAAGGAGGGCGAGGAGGAGGAGGUGGCGGCACCGGCGGACGAGGACGCCGAGAUGAGCGCUGCGACGCCCGCUGCUGCUCCGGCUGGCGAGGGCGAGGGCGACGACGUCGCCGAGGUGGCUGUCCCGGCCGUCGCGCGCCCGAGCCGGCUCUUUGGCCUGUACCUCGUCGGCAACAAGUACAACCCGAGCAACUAUUGGACGGGCCGCUGGCGGUCGACGUACACGCUCGACUGGGCAAAGGGGACGCUCGAGGGCACGGCAAAGGUCAACAUUCACUAUUACGAGCAGGGCAACGUCCAGCUCUCGACGACGCUCAAGUCGACCACCUCCCUGUCGGCCUCUCCUGCGGCAGAAGCCGUCCUCGCGGCGCUCAAGGCCUCCGAGUCGUCGUUGCAGCGCCAGCUCGCCGACACGUACUCGACCCUGAGCGAGGGCGCGUUCAAGGGCCUCCGGCGCGCGCUGCCAAAGACGAGGAGCAAGGUCGACUGGGACAAGGCGGGCGCGUACAGGCUUGGGGGCCAGAUUGGCGGCGGCGGGGCCCAGGGGCAGGCGUGA
Molecule: messenger RNA, 1406 nt
Organism: Rhodotorula graminis WP1
Lineage: Eukaryota; Fungi; Basidiomycota; Microbotryomycetes; Sporidiobolales; Sporidiobolaceae
Exons: 5
Coding region: 36-1406 (456 amino acids)
Biological process (GO): barbed-end actin filament capping; actin cytoskeleton organization
Cellular component (GO): F-actin capping protein complex; actin cortical patch
Molecular function (GO): actin filament binding
Source: RefSeq, a predicted model, not a curated record